Hemisphaericaspora subhashii is the source of this 942-nucleotide messenger RNA. It is a transcript of the gene COQ3, whose product is annotated as hexaprenyldihydroxybenzoate methyltransferase. The transcript has a single exon. Gene Ontology annotation, molecular function: 2-methoxy-6-polyprenyl-1,4-benzoquinol methyltransferase activity. The record is from RefSeq and is a predicted model, not a curated record. The coding region runs from base 1 to 942 and encodes 313 amino acids. Gene Ontology annotation, biological process: ubiquinone biosynthetic process. NCBI's taxonomy places the organism in Eukaryota, Fungi, Ascomycota, Pichiomycetes, Serinales, Debaryomycetaceae.
AUGGUAAGAGGAAACCAACGUGUUUCUCGAUGUUUAUUCCAUACUAGUAGACAAGUAUUCCAUAUCCAUGAAUCCAAAUUAACUUCCAGUUCAUCAAAUGAAAUGAAACAUUUUAAUGAAUUAGCCAGUAGUUGGUGGGAUGUUAAUGGACCACAAAGAAUUUUACAUAAAAUGAAUUUAUUAAGAAUGGAUUUCAUUCAUAAUACAAUACGAAACAAUCUCAAGUUAAACCAGGGAAUCACUAAAGAAGAUGAUCGAGUUUAUAUUCCACCAUUUAACGUUGAUUUAUUACCUUCAAUAAUUAAAAAUAGAAUUAUUGAAGAACAAGAAACAAGAAGAGAUGAGUUAUUGAAGGAUGCUAAUUGGAAAGUAUUAGAUGUUGGAUGCGGUGGUGGUAUCUUAUCUGAAUCAAUGGCAAGAUUGUCAUUUGUUAAUCUGGUUAGAGGAAUUGAUUUAUCAAAAGAUGUUUUAGAAGCUGCUAAAUUACAUAAAUUAAAAGAUCCAAUAUUAGCACUGAAAUUAUCUUAUGAAUUAAUGCCAAUUGAAGAUAUCCCCGUGGAAGAAAAGUUUAAUAUAAUUACCAUGUUUGAAGUAUUAGAACAUGUAGAUUAUCCCAGUAGAGUAUUAUUAGAAGGAUUAAAAAGAUUAGAUAAAGGUGGUUGGUUAUUUAUUUCUACAAUUAAUCGUGAUUUUAUAAGUUGGUUUACUACAAUCUUUAUGGGAGAAUAUGUUUUAAAGAUUGUUCCAGUUGGUACUCAUACUUUAGAGAAAUAUAUUAAUCAAUCUGAAAUUAAAGAAUGGUUAGAAGAGGACGUAGAAAGAAAACAAAGUUUUAAAGUUGUUGACACUAAAGGGUGUGUAUAUUUACCUGCUUAUGGUUGGAAAUUUACUGAUUGUGUUGAUGUUGGUAAUUAUUUCAUGGUAAUCCAAAGAGUUAAAUAG